AUGGGCCAGAGAGGAGGUCAUACAAAAUGCUUCAGACACAAUUCCUACCCCCCCUCCCCUCUGCUCCUAUGGAGCCCCAGCCCUCCCAGCCCUCCCAGUCCUCCCAGUCCUCAUAGCCCUCCCAGCCCUCCCAGUCCUCUCAGCCCUCCCAGUCCUCCCAGCCCUCCCAGCCCUCCCAGCCCUCCCAGCCCUCCAAGCCCUCCCAGUCAUCACAGCCCUCCCAGUCCUCAUAGCCAUCCCAGCCCUCCCAGUCCUCAUAGCCAUCCCAGCCCUCCCAACCCUCCAAGCCCUCCCAGCCCUCCUAGCAAUCCUAGCUUUCCUAGCCCUCCCUACCUCCCAGCCCUCCGAUCCAUCAUAGCCCUCCUAGCCCUCCUAGCUUUCCCAGCUCUCCCAGCCCUCCUAGCCCUCCAAGCUCUCCCUGCCCUCAUAGCCCUCUCAGCUCUCCCAGCCCUCAUAGCCCUCCCAGCUCUCCCAGCCCUCAUAGCCCUCCCAGCUCUCCCAGCCCUCAUAGCCCUCCCAGCUCUCCCAGCCCUCAUAGCCCUCCCAGCCCUCCCAGCCCUCCCAGCCCUCCUAGCCCUCCCAGCCCUCCCAGCCCUCCCAGCCCUCCCAGCUCUCCCAUCCCUCUUAGCCCUCCCAGCCAUUAUAGCCCUCCCAGCAAUCCCAGCCCUCAUAGCCCUCCCAGCCCUCCUAGCCCUCCCAGCUCUCCCAGCCCUCAUAGCCCUCCCAGCUCUCCCAGCCCUCAUAGCCCUCCCAGCUCUCCCAGCCCUCAUAGCCCUGCCAGCUCUCCCAGCCCUCAUAGCCCUCCCAGCUCUCCCAGCCCUCAUAGCCCUCUCAGCUCUCCCAGCCCUCAUAGCCCUCCCAGCUCUCCCAGCUCUCCCAGCCAUCCCAGCCCUCCCAGCCCUCCUUGACCUCCCGACCCUCCCGGCUCUCCCAGCCCUCCCGGCUCUCCCAGCCUUCCAUGCCCUCCCGGCCCACCCAGCCCUCCCAUCCCUCUUAGCCCUCCCAGCCACCAUAGCCCUCCCAGCAAUCCCAGCCCUCAUAGCCCUCCCAGCCCUCCCAGAGUACCAGCCCUCCCAGCCCUCCCUCACAUCCCAACCCUCCCAGCCCUCCCUCACCUCCCAGCCCUCCCAACCCUCCCAGCCCUCCCAGCCCUCCCUCACCCCCCAGCCCUCCCAGCCCUCACUCACCCCCAUCCCUCCCAGCCCUCCCUCACCCCCCAGCCCUCCCAACCCUCCCUCACCUCCCAGCCCUCCCAGCCCUCCAAGCCCUCCUAGCUCUCCCAGCUCUCAUAGCCCUGCCAGCUCUCCCAGCCCUCAUAGCCCUCCCAGCCCUCAUAGCCCUCCCAGCUCUCCCAGCCCUCAUAGCCCUCCCAGCCCUCAUAGCCCUCCCAGCUCUCCCAGCCCUCAUAGCCCUCCCAGCUCUCCCAGCACUCAUAGCCCUGCCAGCUCUCCCAGCCCUCAUAGCCCUCCCAGCUCUCCCAGCCCUCAUAGCCCUCUCAGCUCUCCCAGCCCUCAUAGCCCUCCCAGCUCUCCCAGCCCUCAUAGCCCUCCCAGCCCUCCUAGCUCUCCCAGCUCUCCCAGCCCUCCCAGCCCUCCCAGCUCUCCCAGCCCUCCCAGCCCUCCUUGA
Oncorhynchus keta (chum salmon) is the source of this 1626-nucleotide messenger RNA. RefSeq lists its product as uncharacterized. The record is from RefSeq and is a predicted model, not a curated record. NCBI's taxonomy places the organism in Eukaryota, Metazoa, Chordata, Actinopteri, Salmoniformes, Salmonidae. The transcript has a single exon. Bases 1 to 1626 code for a protein of 541 amino acids.